AGGGACUGGCGUGUGGCAGGCACGUCGCGUGUCUCUCUGCCCUUGCACUUCUCUUAGCCUCACACGCACUCCUGUACUUUACUUGGAGGGAAGUGACUGAACCCGUUCCCCUCCAAAAGACACCUGCGGCCCGUCCUGCCUUCUCCUACUCACAACGCACUGCCCCCUCCUCCCCCAGGAGGCGAGACUUGGUCUGACCCUCCGCGUGACGUCACCUCGGAGCCCCGCCCCCAAGGGUCCCUGGCCCUAGGCGGCUGGGGCAGCCCGGGGGGGGUGUCGGUAGAAGCGAAGCGGCAGCGGCUGGACCCCGGAGAGGGCUGGAGACCAACGGGAACCAGACCGGGCCAUGCCGAGGAAGAAGCCCUUCAGCGUGAAGCAAAAGAAGAAACAGCUGCAGGACAAGCGGGAGAGGAAACGAGGGCUGCAGGAUGGGUUUCGCUCCAGCUCCAACAGCCGCAGUGGGAGCCGGGAGCGGAGGGAGGAACAGACUGACACCUCUGACGGAGAAUCUGUGACCCAGCAGAUCCGUCGCCUCAACCAGCAGCCAACCCACGGCUCUGGCCAUCGCUAUGACCCCAAUAGAUACCGACUACACUUUGAACGAGAGAGCCGGGAAGAGGUGGAGCGGAGAAAGAGGGCUGCUCGAGAACAAGUGCUGAAACCAGUCAGUGAGAAAUCUCUGGAGCUUGACAUUGGAGACAUCUACCAUCCAGGCUCCAAUCUAGACUUUCCCCGUCGCCCCCCUUGGAACUAUGAGAUGUCUAGGGAGCAAUUGAUGAGCCAGGAGGAACGGAGCUUCCAAGAAUAUCUGGGGAAGAUCCAUGGGUCCUACACCUCUGAGCAACUCAGCUACUUUGAGCACAAUCUGGAGACUUGGCGACAGUUGUGGCGGGUGCUAGAGAUGUCUGAUAUCGUCCUCCUCAUCACAGACAUACGACAUCCGGUCAUCAACUUUCCCCCAGCUUUAUAUGAGUAUGUGACGGGAGAACUAGGGCUGUCACUGAUACUGGUGUUGAACAAGGUAGACCUGGCUCCCCCAGCUCUCGUCGUAGCUUGGAAGUAUCACUUUCGCCUGCACUACCCCCGGCUCCACCUUGUUCUUUUCACGUCUUUCCCUCGGGACCCCCAAACCCCACAGGACCCAAAGACUGUAUUGAAGAAGCGCCGGAAGCGAGGAAGGGUCUGGACUCGUGCCCUGGGACCAGAACAGUUGCUAAGGGCUUGUGAGACCAUUACUGCAGGAAAAGUGGACUUAAGCAGCUGGAAAGAAAAGAUGGACCGGGAUGCAUCUGGAGCAAGCCGGGAGACUGGCUCAGGGGAGGAAGAGGAAGAUGAAGAAGGACCAGCGGUGUUGGUGGAGCAGCAAACAGAUGUAGCUCUGGAACCAACCGGCCCAGCCCAGGAACGAUAUAAGGAUGGAGUUGUGACUAUUGGCUGUGUGGGUUUUCCUAAUGUGGGAAAGUCAUCCCUGAUCAAUGGGCUGGUUGGACGGAAGGUGGUGAGCGUUUCCAGAACCCCUGGCCACACCCGUUACUUUCAGACAUAUUUCCUCACACCCACUGUUCGGCUCUGUGACUGCCCUGGCCUUAUCUUUCCUUCCCUGCUGCCCCGACAAUUGCAGGUCUUGGCUGGGAUCUAUCCCAUUGCUCAGAUCCAGGAGCCCUACACAUCUGUGGGCUACCUGGCCUCCCGAAUACCUAUCCAGGCACUUCUUCGGCUGAGACACCCUGAAGCUGAGGAGUCAGGACAUGAGCCUCCUUGGUGUGCCUGGGAUAUCUGUGAAGCCUGGGCUGAGAAGCGUGGUUACAAGACAGCCAAAGCAGCUAGGAACGAUGUGUACCGAGCAGCCAACAGCCUCCUUCGGCUGGCUGCUGACGGACGGCUCAGCCUUUGUCUUCGUCCACCGGGCUACAGUGACCAGCGAGCCUCCUGGGAGUCCCAUCCAGAAACCUUGGAGCUGGUGAUGAUGCAGGGGAGGGUGGGACUGUCGGGUGAGGAUGAGGAUGAGGAAGAAGAGCUGAGCAGUUCUGGGGAAGAGGAGGGAGAGGAGGACCGAGAUGCCGAUGAGGAGGGUGAGGGGGAUGAAGACACCCCCACCCCUGCCCGGCCUUCAAACCUGGCAGGCCCAAACCCUUAUGCCCUGCUGGGUGAGGAUGAAUGCUGAAUCUCCAUCUUUUAUUCCUCCCAUUCAACAUCCUUGCUCUUGGACUGAUUGGGGGUACCCCUGUUCCAUCUCCCCAACUGUGAAUAAAGAUAACCUGGUUUGUUAGCCCCCUUCCCAUCUGGACUAAAGCUGAGGUUGAAUUGUUAUCCUAGCAGUUGGAGGUCUCAUCCUAACCUUCACCCAAAGACCCCUUCCUUCAGGGGCCCUGGUUAAUAAUAGUCCUUUGGAAAUAGGGUCUAAUAUAUUGAGUCCCUAUUCCCAUCUUUAUUGCUCCUCUUUUCUCCUAAUGUCUUGUUACUAAAGAGCAGAUGGGGGACAGUUCCUGCCAGUAGGGUCUGGUCUAAUCCCAGGCUCCUCAGUGUAGCACACAGAAACCCUUCUCUUACUACUCUAAAGUUGGCACCAGAUCCAGAUCUCUCCUACUAGGAGAAGGGACGGGAUGUUCAGGAAAAGCCUUAAUAGACCUAUUAUAGAAUGUGUCCUAGGGAAACCAUCCCCUAGUUCCUGUGUCAAGGUCAGAGGUAGAACAGUGUGUUACCUAGGUGGUAGACUCAAGUAUGAGGCCAGAUUCUUUCUAACAGAGAGGCCUCAUCCUCAGGCACACACGUUUUAAUAUUGAAAAAGUUUGUUCUCCCACAGUUCCUGACUGCACAUUUCUUAGAACUUUCUUUGAGUGCAGAAAUAAAAUAGUUUUGGAUCUUAAAAUGUACCAGGUGAUUAGGAGUUGCUGUGAGAGGGUGAAUGGACAUGGUCCCCUCCAUGAGGUCAUACAUUUUAAAUGCUUUAAGUUGACAAUAAAUAGAAAAUCAUUUUGUUGCUAAAA
Vombatus ursinus (common wombat) is the source of this 2987-nucleotide messenger RNA. It is a transcript of the gene GNL1, whose product is annotated as G protein nucleolar 1 (putative). Bases 347 to 2164 code for a protein of 605 amino acids. Gene Ontology annotation, molecular function: GTP binding; GTPase activity. Lineage: Eukaryota; Metazoa; Chordata; Mammalia; Diprotodontia; Vombatidae. The record is from RefSeq and is a predicted model, not a curated record. The transcript is spliced from 12 exons.